Molecule: messenger RNA, 305 nt
Organism: Lymnaea stagnalis (great pond snail)
Lineage: Eukaryota; Metazoa; Mollusca; Gastropoda; Lymnaeidae
Source: the annotation of a GenBank genome assembly
ACGCCACUCACCUAUGACGAGAAGGUCGAUGGCACUCCCUUUGUUGACAGGCAACUCCCAGAAGAAAUGGACGCCGAUGGUGGCGGCGAUGGUUCUAACAACGACGGCGGCGAAUUCAGGUUGGGGAAAGACGGGUUGGGAUUCACCGAUGUGGACUAUUCGACCAAGUGGGAUGCAGAUGACGCUGGCGGAGGCGAGGACAGUUCAAACGAGGCGACGACAGAUUAUGACGAUUCAAACGAGGAGAACAACGCCGUGGUGAGGACGACGUGGGUAGCCCAGAACCACUCCAAUAUUCACGGGUG